ACAGUGUAUAUAGUAAUGGGGAGUUGUGUGCAAAACACAGAACUCAUUAUUUUAUUAUUUAUUUAUUUUUUUUUACUUGGCUUUUCCGCUGACUCGGAUUCAACAGAUGGUGACCUAGAUGAGCUGGUGGACGAACUUAAUGAAGGAAAAAUGUUGUAUGCAGCAAUUAAAGUCAUGGAUCCAAACACAAACCUUCCAAAGAUUGUUUUCAUAAAUUGGCAAGGAGAGGGAGUGCCUUCCUCAAGGAAAGGGGUCUGCGCUAACCAUGUCAGAGAUGUUGAAAAGUUUUUCAGGGGAGCCCAUGUAACCAUCAAUGCAAGAUCUUCAGAUGAUGUUGAAGAAAGUAUUGUACUUGACAAAGUUAAAAAGGCUUCAGGUGCAAACUACAGUUUCCACAAAGAGAAGGCAAAACCUGCAGAACCCAUUGCCCCAGUGGGUUCUGUAUAUCAGAAAGUGAAGAUUCAAAAGGAAAUUGACGUUCAGCAACGAGAUCAGUUCUGGUCCCAGUCUGAGGAAAACGAGAAGAGAAGAAAAGAGCAAGAACGAAAACAAGCCAUUGCAGAAAAGAAUGAAGCAGAGAGAAAAAGAAAAGAGAGAGAGGCAAAAGAGGCUGAAGCAAGAGAGAAGCAAUACAGAGAAAGAUCAAGGAGCAUCGAAGAACAAAAGAAGAAACAAAGAGAAGCAGAAGAAAAGAAAAAAGAGGAGGAAAGAAAACGAUGGGAGCACCAACAAGUGGAAGAUGAAAGGGAAAUGGAACAAGAAAAACAAAGAUCAAAUUCCUUACGGCAGGCUCGGUUAAAGGAAGCAGAAUCCCUCAUUCGUCAAGGACAGGAUGAGAAACCCAGAUUCCAAGAAAGGACAGGCCCUCCAGCCCCACCGACUAAGGCAAGGCCACCAGCUAGAAAACCACCCCCUCAAGUGCAGCGACGUCAACCAGAACCUGAACCAGAACCAGAGCCGGAACCAGAGGUGGAGCCAGAACCAGAGCCCCUUCCUACUGAGCCUGAACCUGAGCCGGAACCAGAACCGGAACCUGAACCAGAGGAAGAACCUACAGACUUCUAUGAGAAUGUUGAAAUGCCUGACACUCAGCCGGACUCCACUUACGAUAUGCCAGAGGAACAGCUACCAGAGGAAAAGGCGAGUUAUGAAGCAGUAGAUGAUGUACCAGCAGAGAGGGAAGCUGAACCUGCAGCCUAUGAUGACAAUCUGUAUGACAAUAUGGGCAUGGAUACAGCACCUGGACAGCCUCAGGCCCCAAGUGGAGAUCAAGGAAAAACUGCAAAGGCCUUGUAUGAUUAUCAAGCAGAAAAUGAUGAGGAAAUUACCUUUGAUCCCGGAGACAUAAUAACUGAAGUCGAUCCAUUUGACGAGGGCUGGUGGAGAGGGCGUGGUCCUGAUGGACACUUUGGCAUGUUCCCCUCUAACUAUGUGGAACUUAUCGAAGGGCCUAGUGCAGUGGCCCAUGAACCAGAACCAACCCCUGUUGUAGAGGAGGAUAGAGGUCUACAAGCAAGAGCAUUGUAUGACUACCAAGCAAGUGAUGACACAGAGAUUACUUUUGAUCCUGACGACAUCAUUACAAAUAUUGAACAGAUCGAUGAAGGCUGGUGGCGAGGGCAAGCACCUGAUGGUAGUGUUGGGUUAUUUCCCGCAAACUACGUGGAGUUGAUCUCUUGAAAAGAAUUGUGUGAUCUCAUUAGUUUAUGCAACUUUGAGUUUUUCACGGCUGUUUGUAGACUGAUCCACGCUACUUUGUUGCAUUAACUUUUGACAACUUUUCAUUGAUUUCUUAGUCAAAAUCUAUGAAGUCUUAAGGGGGGAAGCUGUAAUAAAUACAUGUAACUGUAACAACCUUCACCCCAAACUUUUUAGAAUUUGUUGGAGUCAAGAACAGAAAAAGAGAACUCUCAACCCACAGGCAAGAAAGUUGUAAAGCAGAUAACAUGUGCCAGCUCUGUGUUUUGGUUUACCAAAGAUUAUAAUUUAAAGUUAACAACAUUAAUAAAAUUAUCUAGAUGCAAUAUUACUCCAAUCGAAUAGCUUUAAGCUAGGGAAAAAAAUUAGUUACAUUAAAGUGAUUGAUUUUGCCAUCCAACCUUUUGUAUACAGAUUUUUAUUUUUGAGACCAAAAUCAGUUUCCCUAUGCAAAAAGUGUCUGAUUAUGAAGCAUUCUUUGGUAAUUUCAGUGUAUUUGUAUGAUUGUUCUUAAUUGAGACAAGUUAUUUCAUUGUUGCUGUUGGCCAGAAUGCACAGUAUGUCACAGGACAAUCACAUUCUUGACCAAAAAAAGCAUAAAACAGGGUAACAGUGUGCAGUCGUGUGCAAUCUCAUAGUAGUGCAAAAUAUAAACCGCAGGGAGAACAAUUUUGUAUAAAUAUACAAAUAAUGUUAGGUAAUUUUGAAAUUAAAUUUAAAGUUGUAUUUUGUUAGAAGUUGA
Messenger RNA from Orbicella faveolata, 2440 nucleotides. Its product is annotated as drebrin-like protein B. Gene Ontology annotation, molecular function: actin filament binding. Gene Ontology annotation, cellular component: site of polarized growth; postsynaptic density; actin filament. Gene Ontology annotation, biological process: neuron projection morphogenesis; positive regulation of dendritic spine morphogenesis; regulation of actin filament polymerization. The record is from RefSeq and is a predicted model, not a curated record. NCBI's taxonomy places the organism in Eukaryota, Metazoa, Cnidaria, Anthozoa, Scleractinia, Merulinidae.